AUGGGUCUGCAUAUCCUUUUAUUUGGAGCGCCGGGAUGUGGCAAAGGGACUGCGAGCGAGUUUCUUGUCCGUCGUUAUGAUUUUAUUCACGUAAGCACGGGGAAUCUCUUACGAGAGGAAGUGAAGAAGGGUAGUGCAAUCGGUCGGCAGGUUGAGGGGCUUAUGAGUGAGGGACAACUAAUACCAGACCAUGUGGUUGUUGCCAUGAUUAUUAACCGCCUUCAACGCCCUGACACAAAAGGAAGGGGAAUUCUCCUUGAUGGUUUCCCACGCACCCGAGCACAGGCGGAGACGCUUGCCGCCAAUGGGUUCAAGGUGGAUGCGAUGAUUUUUAUCGAUGUUGACGAGAUUAAACUUGAGGAACGUUGCGUGUUCCGCCGUUUAGACCCAGUGACCGGCCGCAUUUACAACCUAAAGAGUGAUCCGUCGCCGCAAGAAAUUAUGGGUCGUCUUUUGAUUCGCUCAGACGACAACAGGGAAAAGCACAGACGCCGCAUGCAGGUUUAUCUGAAGCAGAAGGCAUCCCUCAUGGAAUAUUACCGUGGGAAGGUGUUGGAAGUUGAUGGCAACCCUCCGCUUCCCGUUGUGCUCAAAUCAGUGGCCACAAAAGUGGAUGAACUUCUUCGUAUCGAAAAGAGCAAGUUGUAA
Molecule: messenger RNA, 648 nt
Organism: Trypanosoma brucei brucei TREU927
Lineage: Eukaryota; Euglenozoa; Kinetoplastea; Trypanosomatida; Trypanosomatidae
Product: adenylate kinase, putative
Exons: 1
Coding region: 1-648 (215 amino acids)
Biological process (GO): nucleoside triphosphate biosynthetic process
Cellular component (GO): cytoplasm
Molecular function (GO): ATP binding; AMP kinase activity; nucleoside diphosphate kinase activity
Source: RefSeq, a predicted model, not a curated record